Xyrichtys novacula (pearly razorfish) is the source of this 437-nucleotide messenger RNA. The record is from the annotation of a GenBank genome assembly. NCBI's taxonomy places the organism in Eukaryota, Metazoa, Chordata, Actinopteri, Labriformes, Labridae.
AUGAGUGAUUCAGAACUCGAGGAUUUGUUGCGGAGUGUGGCUGACCUGUUGGAUCAGAGAGACCUCAGCGAUGACCUCAAGGCGGUUGAAGGCUUGCUAGGUGAUGCACCGAAACUGAAAGCAGCAGUGCCAGGGGCCCCUUUACCAACGGUAAGGUGAACGAAGAGAGACACUGAUGGGAACUUGAACCCAGGAAGACCACGAUCAAGCAGGAACCCAUCCACUCAGGGUCGGUAUUGUUGUUACAGUGAUAUAUUUAGAAAAAAAUAUAUAUACAUAUAUUUGUUACUUAUUAAAUUCACUCCACCUUUUUGACCAUGCUGGUUUCUCUCUAGAUUAACCAAGGUGGCACAUUGCUGGAUUUCAUUUGUGAGCAUGUAGCACACAAGUGCAAUGUAAAAGGGGCUUUUGAGUAUUCUCUUCGGUCACUGGACUGA